AUGACUUUAGUCAAAAGUUAUGGCCGGUCAACCAAAAUCGGUCUCACACUUUCCGGCACUGUAGACCANACCGAGGCCGACGAGGCACGGAAUUGUUUCACGGCGGACCACACCCGCGCCUCCUGCCUGCGGACCCCCUGCUCUGGCGCCAUUUCCUCGUGGGGGUUGCUUCAGGCUACGUCAUUCAAUUGACGUCAUUGCCUCUAUCCUAGUUGAGGGGUGCGUGCCUCCAGUACAAGAUGACAGUGCUGGUUGUUCAGCGCCUUCAUCGUGGGUCGUGUGAGCGACGAUCGCCAGGGAUUUUCCGAGCAUUUUGGACACCACACUUUCGGUACCACCAUUGUUGAGCGCCGCGAAAGGGUCGGCAUCCACAUCCCGGUUGAGGUGAUGUGGUGGCUUGAAUGAAAGCCGGGAGCCGU
Molecule: messenger RNA, 419 nt
Organism: Ectocarpus sp. CCAP 1310/34
Lineage: Eukaryota; Phaeophyceae; Ectocarpales; Ectocarpaceae
Source: the annotation of a GenBank genome assembly